This is a messenger RNA of Bemisia tabaci, 2251 nucleotides long. NCBI's taxonomy places the organism in Eukaryota, Metazoa, Arthropoda, Insecta, Hemiptera, Aleyrodidae. The record is from RefSeq and is a predicted model, not a curated record.
ACAGCGCGCUUAUCUUCACUGUGUUCGCAUCGUGGCUAGUUUGGCUGCGCUCGUCUAUGAAGUACUUUUUAUAGCAACAAACGUUUUAUUGUUCUACCGUGAAGUUUUCUCUGAGUGUUAUAGUUUUUUUGUUAAAAAUAGACAUAUCUCGAUGGAAAUUAGACAAACUUUCUCUGUAAUUUUAUCCCUCCUAUCUGCGCUCAUCUUUGAGACACAAAUCCACGCACAAAGAAGUGAAAAGGAUUGGUGGAAAACUACGACAAUUUACCAGAUUUAUCCGAGGUCGUUCAAGGACUCAAAUGGAGACGGAGUUGGGGAUAUAAAUGGAAUCUACGAAAAGCUUGAUUACAUCAAAGACAUGGGGGUCGAGACGAUAUGGAUCCAGCCAUUUUACCGAUCACCGAUGGCAGACUUGGGCUACGACGUUUCUGAUUUUCGGGAAAUUGAUCCAAUUUUUGGAACUAUGGAGCACUUCAAACGGCUCUUGAAAGGAAUCCACAGCAGAGAGAUGAAACUUUUGCUGGAUAUGGUUCCAAACCACGUCAGUGACAAGAGUGAAUGGUUUAAAAAAUCUAUAGAGAGAGAGGAGCCGUACACCGACUUUUUUGUCUGGCAAAACAUGAAUGACACAGAUGACGAUGGAAAACCUAUACCACCAAAUAAUUGGAGAAGCGUUUUUGGUGGUUCAGCUUGGCAAUGGAAUGCAGAAAGACAGCAAUUUUAUUUACGCCAAUUUUCUGCUCGGCAACCAGAUUUGAACUUCCGGAAUCCGAAUGUCAGGGAGGCCUUUAAGGAAGUUAUGCGAUUUUGGUUGGAUCUGGGCGUGGAUGGAUUCCGUAUCGAUGCGGUGAUGUUCCUCGUUGAGGCAGCUCACUUGGAGGACGAGCCUUUCUAUUCGCUCAGCAAGCAGAGUCACUCGCUCGGCGAGUAUUCCUACCCUUAUCCAUACCCUUACCCGAGUCCUUACGGGGAAGAUGAGUACAGCAAGAUGAACCACAUUUACACAAUCAACCAACCGGAAACAUACGAAAUCACCCACGAAUGGCGUGUUUUCCUCGAUGAGUAUUCUUCCAAUAAAAACAAAACUAUAAUUAUGUGCUCAGAGGCGUACACUGACAUGGGACACUUGAUGAAGUACUUCGGUAAUGAUACUCAUAGAAGUGUCCACUUUCCAUUUUACUUUGGCCUUGUCGGCAUCAACUAUCAAACCUCUGCUGUAAAGAUGAAUGAACUUGUGCAUGCUUUUACCGAUAGUAUGCCUCCACAUGGUGUUGCCAAUUGGGUGAUGAGCAACCACGACAACUCGCGGGUGGCCUCGAGGCUGGGGCGCAUGUUCGUGGAUGGGAUGAACAUGGUGUGUCUGCUGCUCCCGGGGGUGGCGAGCGUGUACUACGGCGACGAGCUCGGCAUGGAGGAUGCCCCUGUCCGCUGGGAUCAGCGCCAAGACCCCAACAACGGCGGCGGGGGCCGCACCGACCUUAGAGACGCCUACAGGGCACCCAUGCAAUGGGACGACUCCACUAACUCUGGUUUCACGAUAAAUAGCAGACCGUGGUUGCCUCUGCAUCCCGAUUAUGUGUACAAAAAUGUGGCGGCUCAGUUGAAAGAGUCGGAAAGUCACUUAAAGAUAUUCAAACGGCUCAUGGAGUUAAGGAAAUCCCCGGUUAUCAAAGAUGGCGAUCUCGAUACUUGCCCUCUCAGCAAAUGGGUCUUCAUGUAUGUCAGGAAAUUAGAGGGACAUCCUCUAGUUUUGGUAGUUGUCAACAUGGGAUCUGAGACUGAAUCGGUCUGUGCCAAAAUCUGCUCAGACUACUUGCCCGACGUCAUGAAAGUACAUACUGCUAGCGUCAACUCCGGGUACAGAAUCGGGGAUGAUUUUAAUGUGGUGUUUAGUCGAAAUACGUUCUGCUCAAGGUUACGGCCCAAAGCGGGAGUGGUUUUGACGGAUUCGGGGAGUAUAUCGUCCGCACCAUAUUCACUUUCUUUUUCAUCCUCACUUGUUUCCUGUACAAUGAUUGUGCUUACCGUUUUGAAUUUUUAACUGCAGUAAACAAGUUUGUAUGGUCAAACAGUAAUCACCAAAAUAAAUAAAAAUAAAAUAUAAUGAAAAGCGACAACAACAGAUUCGGAUAUCUGUACGGGUACAAAAAGUAGCAGAGAUUUGGUCAGAGAACACUCGCAAAUUAUAAGUAAUCGCACUCAACUUCUGUUACCUAAAUAAAUCUAAAAUGUGGAAUAAGUCGAUACUUCA